CAAUUUCGUCCAACGUUGGAAUCCUUCCUUCCCGAUGGCUUACAGUUAGUUUGACAAUGGGGUGGCAGCGGCCACAGCAGUCGGGCGUUUCACCCCCCCCCUUCUCGUGCGGGGAACCGCGGACGGGGAGGUUCGCAUCACAACCAUUGGGUCUGCACCGGUUGCCUCGUGAGUUGCCUUUUCGUGAUGGCUGCAACCAACAAGACGAGGCUGCGGAUAGAAAACUGGUGCUGUUAUUGCAGCAUACGGCGUCCCUGGAAUCCACGGACGGUGCGUCUCCCAUAAAACCACAAGUUACCGCUGCAGACAUCUUUGCUACGGGGCCUAGCUUCUCUCAUUUCAACCUGCCCGGAGCAGCUACACACUCGGCUACAGGACUACCUUUGUUGUCUACUUGCAACUAGCAGUCAUCAUGUCGACUAGUAGCAAACGGACGUCCCCUUCGACCCUGGACGACGACCCGAGCCUAAAAGCUGAGACCUCGCGGUCGGCGAAGCAGGCCAAGCUAGAAACGUCACUGGACGUCCACGAGACCCGAUUCGCCCAAGAGGAUGAAGAUACAAAUCUACACGCAGAGACAGACCAUCUAAAUCGUCGUGGUAGUCUCGCUACGUCGAGUGGCGAUGCCGAUUUUGCUACCGUCCUCCAUUUCAUGAAGGCGAAGAUCAUAGAUCUCGAGGCGAAACUUUCGCAAAUGCAGGGUCAAGCCACUGCUGCUGGCGAAUCUGCUCCCGCUUCCUUCCUCAACGGAGAUGGAAACCAAUUCGACAACGCAACGGGAGAGGAGUUUCGCCAGCCAGCCCCAGAAGAAGCCAAACGCAAGCCAGCGAUAGCUAUGCUCAAUCGAGUCCAGUGGGUCCCAUUCAAGAACGCCUACCCGGAUGAAGUCCCCUACGCGAUUGAAGUAUUGAUGGGACCGGCGAAGUUCUACUGGCAGCGACGUGCCGAAGAACGCGAGAUGAAGGAUCGCAUAGAAGAGGCAAAAAUAUAUGACGCCGCCAUCAAACAUCAGGAGGUGGUAAGGGAUAAGCAGAAAGAGGUAGCAAAAGCGAAAGUGAAAGUUGCAAACGGCAACGCCGCUGAACCGAGUCGAAAGGAGAUGCCGGAGCGUAUUCGCAUCAACUCCCAGCCUGUCCUCGCCAUCCUUGCAGACAUCGCCAGCGAAAAAUGGACCAGUGGACCCAAGGUCAUGCUGCGACCCUACAAAUUUCUCGUUGCCUACGAAGACGAGAUUCGGGAACGGUUCGAAUUUCUUACGAAACUAUGGGCAAAACGUCCGAAGCCGGAAGAUGUUACCAUGUCCGCGAGUGCCGUAACCACGUAUGAACCGGAAACCCUCGAAGACGACCUUGGCCUCUAUGAGGGCAGCUUAUACCAGGGCCGACAGUCGGACACGUCGUCUCUCCUGAGUCAAGAGCGGCGUGCACAACGUAGAGUGGAUCUGACAACUACGUAUGAUGCGUUUCAAGACCUUGCAUGUCUCAUUGAAUUCAUGGACGACGAUCUUAUGCCCGUCCAAAGACGAUACGUCUUCCCCGGCACGUAUCCCAAGAUCCAUUUCCGCGAUUUGUGGUACCUGUAUCAGCCAGGCGAGUGGGUGACAUUGGACGAGCGGAGAGGCAGGCGAUUCAGUUCGGAUGCCGGCCCCGAGGAUGACAAACCGUCAAGUCAACCCGGGAAUCUUGGUGAGCGUGUGGCCGGGUUUUGGAGGGUGAGAAAGACAGUGGGGGGACGACCGAGGCUCAGCCCGCCGAAUAAGGAUGAGCGCAAUCGGGCUCCUGCGAGUGAGGUCACUCCACUGACCGUCCGUUGCUACCGCAUUGAUUAUGACGGCGAUGGCUUUGGGCCCAUCUGGGUUGACUUUGACUUUCAGCCAUGGGAGGGCGAAAAGUUGAUCGAGCAACUGGAGAUCGUCCCAGUUCGACUGUUGAAGAAAGCGAGAGAGAAGCGCGAUCUUUAUAUCAAGCGUGGCAAGCAAUUCAUGGAAUUGACCGUCCCACAGCACAGGAUUCAUUCAGGGCCUCUGCUUGACUUUCACCCAUCUGGCCGUCUGUUCGAGCACGUCACUCCCGGACAGCGCGACGUGUACGGCUCUGUGAUUGUCGACUUCAAGGAAACAGCACGCACGAAUCCCAAGAUGGUGAUGAAGUUGGGAUUCGAAUCCAGCAUCGGUCUUUGGGAUCUAGAUCUUUGUUUGACAGAAGAUUAUCCACUCUAUGUAUGGGAGGACAGAAAGGGGGGAAGAUGGAAAGAGGCCAUGGACGAAAUAUACGACGAUUCACAUAUCGAUGAGCAUUUGAAGCACAAGCAGAUUCGGCUGGACCCAUUCCUGUCUCGAUAUGAAAAUCUAAGGCAAGGCGAGACCGUCGAUGGGAGCGAGUUUGAGAACGAUGAAUAUUGUUUGUUGCCCAACAGAGUGUGCGCAUACAUCCUUCAACGUCGUCGAUUCGCUAUACUCAAACUGAACUGUCUACGCCCUCAAGGACCGGACGCUCACAACUGGGAUGACUUGUUCCUUACUCGGGACAACAAAGAAACAGUCAAGGCGCAAACCAUGUCUCAUUUUCGCAACAAGCGUCUGCGGGCCGCUCAUCCAGAGAUCCAAUUCGACCUCAACCAGGAGAAAGGCCUCGGGCUGAUCAUUCUGCUCCACGGCGUGCCAGGUGUAGGUAAGACCUCCACAGCAGAAUGUGUUGCUCAAUUGCUGGGCAAACCCCUUUUCCCCAUAACAUGUGGAGACCUUGGAACGAGCGCAGAACAGGUCGAAACGCAACUGUACGAAAUCUUCGGCAAAGCCGAGAAGUGGGACUGCGUCCUGCUGCUUGAUGAAGCAGAUGUUUUCCUUGCCUCACGCGGAAAGAACGAUCUAAAGCGGAAUGCAGUCGUAUCAGUGUUCUUGCGCAUCCUCGAGCUCUACACUGGCAUCCUGUUCCUGACUACAAAUCGCAUUGGGGUUCUGGAUGAAGCUUUCAUGUCCAGGAUCCACACGCAGCUGUACUAUCCACCUCUUGAGCUUGAGCAGUCGAUGAAGAUCUGGGCCACCAAUCUCAGAAAGCUCGGGAAGCGUAAGCGUGGCACAUUGCAGAUCGAUGAAGACCAGAUCUUGAAAUUCGCAAGGAACCACUUCGCCCAGAACGACGGCAGGGCGACUCGUUGGAACGGACGACAGAUCCGCAAUGCUUGCCAGGCAGCCGCCGCAUUGACCGAGCAUGAGGCUUUCGACGGGUGCACGAACGAUGGCAUCCAUACGCCUGACCCUUCUAUUAUCCAAGAAAUUGCGAGACUCGAGGUCCGCCAUUUCAGCAAGGUGGAUAAAGCGAUGAGAGAAUUCCACGAAUAUAUGACUAGUGUUUGCGGCGAGGAUUUCUCGGGCGGGGCGAAAAUGAGGAUGGAGAGAGACGACGAUUAUAAGAUGAAAGGGGAGAGAGACGAUGAUUAUGACCCGCGGGACAGGAGGUAUCAGGACCACCGCUUUGUUGGCCACGACCCGGCGCCGGCGCCGCGGUCCCCGAAACCUGAUACAUAUGGCCCGGAGGAGGGGUUAGGGUUGUCAAGCUAUGGGGGAGGCGGAGGAUAUGGAGGCCCGCCGAGAGGUGGAGGGGGAGUGUUUAGUCCGCACGAUCGCGAUCAGCGUUCGAGGCCGCGGUUUGGAUCUGGAACAUUCCCACGGGAACAGGACCGGGACCGGGACCGGCAGUAUUUUCCAUGACGAGAGCAGGAUUGCGGAGCGCUGGUAGUUAAUGUUGCAACAAUUAGGCAGGCGAAAAAAGGCGUAACGGGGCCAAGAAUGUGUGAACAAUAAGGAUGUAUCUGAUUUUUAUUUGGAUUCAGUUUUGAGGGUGCCCGCGACGCUGUGGCAUUUCUUUACUUCUGUCGUUUGUGGAGUUUGAGUUGAAAAUUUCUUACCGAGGACUUGUUGAAGGAAUAAAAAGUGUAUUUUGCGCUGCGUCGUGUAUUACACAAAGACUUUGGGGGCAGUGUCAUCUCUAUCCUGCGACCUUCCCCUGCCUCUUCCCUCACUCAGGGACUUCCCUUCCUCCAAUGGAGGCGUAGCUAUCCGAGUAUCGAUUCGUUGAAAAAAUCGGGUAAAGCCCCCCCUCUCUCUGAGAGGUUGAAGCCGAGCCUCAUUUAC
This is a messenger RNA of Hyaloscypha bicolor E, 4132 nucleotides long. RefSeq lists its product as uncharacterized. Lineage: Eukaryota; Fungi; Ascomycota; Leotiomycetes; Helotiales; Hyaloscyphaceae. The coding region runs from base 413 to 3709 and encodes 1098 amino acids. The record is from RefSeq and is a predicted model, not a curated record. Gene Ontology annotation, molecular function: ATP binding; ATP hydrolysis activity. The transcript has 4 exons.